AUGUCGUGGAUAACUUCAACUGAAACUGAUGAUCGUAGUUCUACGUCUUCAGUUAAUAGUGCAAUUGCUGAGAAUUUGACAAUGAAUGGCAGCACAUCGACAAAAUUGGAAGUUUCCAAUUCCAAUACUGCACCUCUACAAAUGUCCAAGAGUAUAUCAACUAUAGUGACACAAACUCCAAACUACUCUAUAGUGCCCAAGUUAAAUGGCAAACCUCCGGCACUCAUUUCCAUUCAACAAUUGCCAGCAAAUAAUUUACAACCGAAGACGGAGUCAAUUUCUGAUGGAGAUUUAUCUGAUUUUUCUCUAAAUGAUACCGAAGACGAUGAGGAAGAAUAUCGUAAUUGUAUUCUACUUAAUGGCAAUCAAACGGAUGUAACGCGUUCUCUCUCAAACUCACCACGAAAUAUGAACUUGCUUCAGUCUCCAAUACAAUCCAAUACCUCUCCGACUAAUGGAGCAGUGAAUAAUGGCCAAAUUGUUGGCGUAGUGCGUAAAGUUUUUACAAAUACACGUGAACGUUGGCGUCAACAGAAUGUCUCUGGUGCAUUUGCUGAACUACGAAAAUUGGUACCAACUCAUCCACCAGAUAAGAAAUUAUCGAAAAAUGAAAUCUUACGUUCAGCUAUUAAAUACAUAAAAUUAUUAACAAAUGUUCUGGAAUGGCAGAAGCAACAAGAUGAACUGCAGCAAAAAGAUAUUGAUGGAGCUGAAAAUGAGCCUAAUAAUAAUGAUAAACGUCUAUCUAAUGGUCAUGAUUCUAUACUUCCUUAUGGUAAUGGUCAUGUUGUUAGUUCAUUUGAGCAACAACGUGUAGGACCUCAGUUUCUAGUGAAAUGUGAACGGAGUGCAAUUCUACAUAGUGUUCACCGCAGUAAUAAUUUAUUGAUGAUAGCACCUGGUGCAUUAAUACCACGUACAGUGAUCAAAGCAGAGCGCAUAACUGUUGAUGUGAUGAAUGGUAAGUUGGGUGCAGAAGACUCUAAAGUGUUAUUACCAGUAGUUCAACCUGUACCCAUGCAAGGCUUGCAUGGUGUUAAUGCGUUGGAUGUUCGUACUUUGACUAAAGCUGCUAAGUCCAGUAAGCGAAAGGGUGCUAGUAGUGUUAAAAACACAGAAGGCGAAAGUUUGACCAAACGCAAGAAGGAUAAUGGAAACACAAUGCCAUCACAAAAUAAUCGCAUUUAAAGGAAGAGUAAAAUUUUUUAUUGUUUAUUAGAAAACAUUUU
Molecule: messenger RNA, 1229 nt
Organism: Teleopsis dalmanni
Lineage: Eukaryota; Metazoa; Arthropoda; Insecta; Diptera; Diopsidae
Gene: HLH3B
Exons: 2
Coding region: 1-1188 (395 amino acids)
Biological process (GO): regulation of transcription by RNA polymerase II
Molecular function (GO): DNA-binding transcription factor activity, RNA polymerase II-specific; RNA polymerase II cis-regulatory region sequence-specific DNA binding; protein dimerization activity
Source: RefSeq, a predicted model, not a curated record